AUGUACUACUCCUCACAGCAAUACCCCCGAAGAGGGCGUGCCAACUGGCGUGGGUAUCGACGUGGAACACUUGGCCGCUUUCCUCCGCAAGAAGUUGAAGACCUACCCGAGCUACCAUUGGGCCCCUCGAUCAACGAAUACAAUGCCCAUGAAUUUUCAAAAGACAUCACACGAUACAAGUCGAUCGCUCGUAUCACAAACUGCAGCGUAGUCGCUUCUUGGAACUGGACAAAUGCGCGAGCCCCAGAAAUGCUCAUCCCAGGCAAGUCCACAACACUUAUGUGCAUGCCGCCGCGAUGGUCACCUCCCGCGAGAGUUGAACGAUUGCCCCAGGAUAGCGGCGACUAUCUUCGUGACCGCAAUGCUGCCCGGUACCCAGCACAUCCGAUCGAGCCGGCCAUACUAGCCGCGAUGAAAGAGUCCCCGCAGGUAUGUGGAAGCAAUGCAGUCGAUAUUGUCGCUUGCAGCAGCACUCUUGGAAAUCUUCUGCGGUUCAUUCGUGGGGAAGAAAAGACUUUCAGAAUACUCGUGGAGAAAGUUGGGAACACAGUCUUUCUCGUUCGCCGCGAAAGAUCGCCAACGGAAAAGAUCUUGGGUGUCAGAGGUCAUGGCCAUACCUUUCCUGAAGCAUAUACUACGUGGAACCAAGAUGUCAAGUCAUCGACAUCACAUCAGCGAGUUUUGCGAUACACAUUGGGCGGGCUCCAAUGCCUUGUCCGUUUCGAGGCGGACGGAUAUAUUCCAGAUACCACGAACAGUCCGGAGAAACGCACAUCUCAUCUCGAGGUACUUGACCCUUCGCAGUCUACUGCUGCAGCUCUGACGUCUGCCUUCAAUACGGUGGGUGUUAGCGAGGUACAGCCAGCCAAUACCGGCGACAUUAGUCUCAAAAUCAAACAGGCAGGAGCCAGCAUCCCCCAACAGCAGAUCUUUGAUCUCAAGACAAGAUCAGAAUGGAAAAGGGAUCAAGAUACGACCGCUCAAGAGCUACCGCGGCUUUGGCUGAGCCAACUUCACAAGUUCAUCUUGGCACACCACAAAGAUGGGGUCUUCAAUGAUGUCAAGAUACACAACGUUCGCGACAAAGUCUUGGAGUGGGAACGCGUCAAUUCGAAUGCCAUUUCAAGAUUCCUCUCGCUCGUUCGUCGCAUCAUGGACACGGCCGAGGAAGUCGAGCAGGGGAAAUUUGAAGUCUGUCAUAUGAAGGACCAUUUGGGACUCCUCCGAUUCCGCCACCAGCUUCCAGAUGCUGGUAGUGCACUUUCUCCGACGGUACGAGACAAAUGGCUCACCCUGAAUGAGAAAGAUGACAGUGAGACUUCAGCGUCUGAUGAGUCAAGCAUCGAGGCUAUCCUGUGGGACGACGAAGGUGUGGACUACACAGCUUGCUCGGCAGUGUGCGGAUAUUGCGGGCACUGUAACACAGUCAAGGCGUACUGA
Molecule: messenger RNA, 1440 nt
Organism: Pestalotiopsis fici W106-1
Lineage: Eukaryota; Fungi; Ascomycota; Sordariomycetes; Amphisphaeriales; Sporocadaceae
Exons: 2
Coding region: 1-1440 (479 amino acids)
Source: RefSeq, a predicted model, not a curated record